AGCGCUCAGACGAGAAGCGGCGCAUGGGACGAACGGAGCGGAACGCCGAGGAGCAAGAGUCCGUCCCUGUGAAUCAGCAACAUCACUGACUGACUGAUGACUACACGUACAAUGUCUCCUGUCCUCACUUUGAUUUAGGCCCAGUUGCUCAUCUGAGCGCAGCAAGGUAGUUUGGAGACAGUUUGAAGAAGAAAACUUUUCUCUCCGCAGAGGGAGGCAGUCUCCCAGAAGCUGCAGGUCGUCAGGAUCCUUCUCCUGCUGCUCCUCACCUGAUGAAUACAGGGAAUUUCGUGUGGAUAAAACCAGAGCUACGUGUCUAAAAUGGAAGGGGGUCAGCAGUGGGGAGUCGUUGGUAAAUCCGGGGAGGAGAGGAGGACUCGCAGCGAGCAGCAACCCUCAAAACAGCCGCUCUCGAGAAAUUGGAGAGAUUUGUCUGGCAUAACGAUUUGCGUCGCAGCGUCUGUCCUGUGCAUUGGAGUUUGCGUUGUGGUUUUCGUGCGGACCUCGGAGUUACAGUCCAGGAUAGUAAGUCUGGAGCAGCAGCAGCGGGACGCGUGGAUGUUGUCACUGGAGCAGGUGGAGCCCGUUAUCCUGGGCCGACUGGACCAGAUCCUGGAGGAGAAGCUUGCAGCGCGACUACCAAAGACACGCGAGGUGAGGGAAGCUCCCCACAGCUGCCUGUGUCCCCCAGGACCACCAGGUCCUCCUGGACGAGCAGGCUUUCCGGGUGACAAAGGAAGUAUGGGAAUUCCUGGGAGAAUGGGAUUAAAAGGACAAGCAGGGGAGAAGGGAGCACCAGGCGAGCCAGGAUUGUCCAUCAUUGGACCUAGAGGGCCUCCUGGACAACCUGGAACAAGAGGAUUUCCAGGCUUUCCCGGCCCAAUUGGGUUGGAUGGCAAGGCUGGACAGAAUGGAGCGAAGGGAGACAUGGGUCAGCGUGGUCCUAAAGGAGUCCCAGGGGAACCUGGACCCAAAGGGGAGAAGGGCGUAUGUGGAGACUACACACACAGGAAGCGGCGUAUUGUACAGCCCUGUGUUGGACAGUUGGCCACACAGGGCGAGCCUGGAGUGCAGGGACCCCCGGGACCUCCAGGGCCGCCCGGACCCCCAGGGAUCGCAGGCCUGAAUGGAGCCAGUGGCCCACCGGGGAAGCCUGGUGAACCAGGAAAACCAGGAAAAGACCCAAGGCUUUUACCAGGACUGAAGGGUGAACCAGGCGUACCGGGACAAAAGGGUGAUCAAGGUGAUGUUGGUCCACCAGGUCCUGAAGGCCAGACGGGAAUAAAGGGAGACCAAGGAAUUAAGGGGGACGAAGGAAAGAGGGGUUUCCCAGGAGAGAAGGCAGAGAAGGGUGAGAAGGGAGAGCCCAGCAUUACAGCCCAGGGAAUUAAAGGAGAACCAGGUUCACCAGGACUGCCAGGCAUGAUUGGCCCCAAGGGUGACAAAGGCGAUCAAGGAGACAAGGGGGAAGCAGGCCCUGAAGGUCCAUCUGGCCCAAGAGGUCCACCAGGCCCAACUGGAGAGCCAGGAAAGGCUGAAAUCCACAACAAUGAAAAUGAUAUUCGCAACAUACCCCUGAUGGGCCCCCCUGGAUUACCUGGACCUCCUGGGUCCCCUGGUCUCCCUGGUGCCAAGGGUGAAGUGGGUCUACCAGGUGCUCCAGGACUGGAUGGAGAGAAGGGACCCAGAGGGAAGCCUGGGGAGCCUGGUCCUGCAGGCCCAGCCGGUCCUGAAGGCCCCAGGGGAGAGGGUGGUGUUAUGGGCUUCCCUGGACCCAAGGGAGACAAGGGAGACAUGGGUCCAUCAGGAUCACCUGGUUUAGAUGGCCCUACGGGUGAAAAGGGGGCUACAGGGGCCCCUGGCCCUAUUGGAUUACCUGGUACAAUGGGUCAUAAAGGGGAACCUGGAGAGGGAGGAAGGUCAGAAAUGAUCUAUGGUCCUCCAGGGCCCCAAGGACCUCCAGGACCAGUUGGCCCAGCAGGAUCCCAGGGACCUUCAGGGCCUAAGGGAGAACCAGGCAUCGGCAUCAGAGGAGAAAAGGGAGCGACUGGUCAGAAGGGUGACAAAGGAGACAGAGGCCAUCUUGGACUCCCUGGGGCUCAUGGGUUAGACGGCAGACCGGGUCCAGUGGGUCUGAUAGGACCAGCAGGUGUUCCAGGGCCAGCAGGACCAAAGGGAGAGAGAGGUGAAAAGGGAGAUACAGGAUUACCAGGACCAAUUGGGCCUCAAGGCAUCCCUGGUUUAGUAGGACCACAAGGAUUCAAAGGGAACCGGGGAGAGAGGGGCAAGAAAGGCAACAGGGGGGCCAAAGGGGAUAAGGGAGACCAAGGAGCACCUGGAUUAGAUGCCCCCUGUCCGUUGGGAGACGACGGCUUACCUGUACCAGGAUGCUGGAAUAAAUGACGAUAACUUUGGAAUGGCUUGUGUGAUUGUACAUAGGAUAUUUAUUUUUUUACUUUUCCCUAUUCUGUUAAACGUGUAAAAACAAUUGAAAAAAAUCCUUAAAAAAAAGAUAUGGCAAAAUGUUUGUACAGAUUGUUUAUUUUAAUACGUAUGAUAGUGUUUAUGUAUUGGAUUUUUAUAUCUUUGCAUUAUUUUAAUAUGAUCGGAUAAAUAAAAAUUAUAAUGUGGCUACAUAUGCAUGAUAUUUGUGCAUAAUGUGAAGUGGAUAAUGCUUAUUAACUUAUUGUAUUAUGUUGUUUUGUUCUGUUGUAAUAGACCAUGCUGCACUGAGUUGUGGGGCUGGAAAGAUUAUGUGUUUCGCAUUUUGGAAAGUCUUAGUUGAACUCUCCUCUUUGUGUUAAAGUGUUAGAAAACAAACCUGGACACUAAAUGUUCACACAGUAACAGAAAGCUGUUUAAAAUCUGCACUUUGAAUAUUUGGUCAUGUGCUCAUAUUGUACUGAUGAACACGCAGACCUAAAAGAUCAGAUUUAGGGCUGUCACCACAGUCAGAAUAGAUGCCAUAUAUCUUUAAAUCCAGUAGAUGGUUGACUCCAUAUCACAGUCCACAUUCACCGGUCGCACUAAUCCUCUGGGAAGGCCUGCAUUGUUGUUGUCCAACUUCAUGUAGAAAGCUGUUCUUGGAGUACUGGUUCCAUGGACAAGAACCAAGUGCCCUUCUAGUUUACUACUUUAACUGCAAUUAUUACAUUAUAAUUUUCCAUAAAUCCCCAGAAGAUGAUUCUUAAGGUGAUUCUAAUUCUAGUAACCUCUGAAUUUGUUGUAUAAAAUUUCUUUGAAAAAUCUCCCCUUGAGUUGACUUCAAAAACAACGGCCACAUUGUCAGGAAAUCAAACGUCUGAUAAACGUAGUGCCCUGAGGCUUAUCCCUAUCUACGAUAAGUUCUAACCUUCAGUUUGUACACAAAUAUACUAAAAAUGCUGCACAAAAUCUGUGAUGAGUAGAUUGGCUUGAAAUGUGGCAUGCAUGUCCCAGAGGGGCAUGACAUUUUGCAUUCUCCAUAUAUGGAGUGCCAUCCUCUGGACAAAUGUAAAAUCUAAAUGCAUCUUAAAAAAAUCCACAUGUUGAUUGAUCCAUAUUACUAAAGUUGGGUGUAAUGACCGUUGUUGUCACAUGGGUCCGCUAGUCAUGCAGGAUUUUUUUAGCGGUGGUGCUGAUAGCAAUGAUUGUGGACUGAAACUUCCAACAGCUGUUGCAGCACAUCCAAAACACAACCAUGUCAAGUGGUGUGUUAAUCAAUCAUUAAGGGACAGCCUUUAUGUCAGUCUCUGAGGUCUGUUUUUUCAUCCUUUGGGAGGAAUGAAGUAUUCCAGACAAUCACAGGUUGCUUAACAUCUCCAAACCCAACACUUGUGUCAUGGAGGAGGGUGUCAACCAAGAUCUCGUAACCAUUUGAAGCUUUAAGGUUCAGGCAUGAAAGGUCCUGAAAAGUAAAUGUUUAGAUGUACAGAAGGAAAGCAACAGCUCCAUGUUCUAGCUUCUUGUAUAUUCCUUCUGGUUUCAGUUCAUUGUAAAUAGUUUUACCAAAUUUUACAGGCAGCGACUUCCUGCUUCAUGGCUGUCAGGCUCUGUGUAUUAACUGUAGUAUCUGUAGUUUGUUUGUCUGUCUCUAAUCUAAGGCACAGUAUACAGCCCAUAUUGCUGGAUGGAAAUAUUGCUGCUCACCCUUAAGGCAUGCUGCUGCAAUCGUCACAUUGUCUCAUCCAUUUAUGAAGAAAGCUGUAACCUGUUUGGACGAUGGAGAUGUUUGGGUUUUGUUUUUUUUUUCUUUUUAACCAACAACUAUAGAACAUUUUACCCACAAGCAUCUUCAUGGAGUAGCUGUGCUCAUUAAGCUAACCUCAUUAACUUUACCGAGUGACUCAGUGUUGAGGAAAUGGAUGGACUGGCUGGAGUGGAGCUUGGUCCAUUGUAUGCUGCUGCUCUUUUACAAAGCUUUGUUUGUGUUUUGCUCUGCCUGGAUUCGAUGUUGCCAUGAGAGAUUCUUGUUGGAUCCUUGCCAGCAAUAAAAUAUUGUGUCCUGUUUCUGCACAGUACCUCAUGCUAACUCAUGCCUUAGUCACUAGCUGGCCUUCAUUUUGCUGUCAUAAUACAAAUACUUAUGUCCAGAUAUGCUCUGAAAUUUUCGAAAUGUUGAUUGUGUUCAAAGUGACAAUCAUAAUU
Messenger RNA from Chelmon rostratus (copperband butterflyfish), 4626 nucleotides. RefSeq names its product collagen, type XIII, alpha 1 (gene col13a1). The record is from RefSeq and is a predicted model, not a curated record. The coding region runs from base 322 to 2403 and encodes 693 amino acids. The transcript has 41 exons. Lineage: Eukaryota; Metazoa; Chordata; Actinopteri; Chaetodontiformes; Chaetodontidae.